This is a messenger RNA of Toxotes jaculatrix (banded archerfish), 3323 nucleotides long. RefSeq names its product thymocyte selection-associated high mobility group box (gene tox). Gene Ontology annotation, biological process: regulation of transcription by RNA polymerase II; leukocyte differentiation. The coding region runs from base 501 to 2321 and encodes 606 amino acids. The transcript is spliced from 10 exons. Gene Ontology annotation, molecular function: chromatin DNA binding. Lineage: Eukaryota; Metazoa; Chordata; Actinopteri; Toxotidae. Gene Ontology annotation, cellular component: nucleus. The record is from RefSeq and is a predicted model, not a curated record.
GCAGCAGCAGCAGCAGCAGCGGACUAACACAGAAGCACAGAGUCCCAGCCGGGGACAGACAGGGUCCAACAACGUUCCCCUGUCCGAACCACGCACCGCGACUGGAUACAGACGACGGUAAAAGGAAGGAAACCGACGCUUUUAUGUUUUUUUUAUAGCACACCUCUGCCCUUUAACGCCGUUUAACGUCAGGUAUCAAAGAAGUGCGUUCAUCGGGAAGUUUGCCACUCAGAGCAGCGGUCAGUGGAGCAUGAAAGCCGGCGUGGAGAGAAGAAUAUCUGCCUAAACUUCUCUGACUCUUAAAGCUUGGUUUGUACCAACUUCACCGACUCAUCUACUUCAGACCUGUGUUUGUUUUACUGGAUCCUGGUUGUUUCACGCACAGGGACUCGAUAAAGACCUUACAACUUAAAAAAAAAAAAAAAAGAGGAGAGAGAAAGGACAGAGAAGAAAGAAACUCGAAGAAGAGGACAGGGGGAGAAGUGGCUAUAUUUUCAGCCAUGGAUGUUACAGUUUACCCGCCUCCUCCUCAGCCUCUGGCCGUGUCAAACCAUACCAGGCUUGGGCAGCUCUCCUACCCCGACCCGGCCUUUGGGACCAACAAGCUGGAUGGGGACACCAUGUUCCUGGGUAUGCCAGACGCAGGCCUUGACUUUGCCUCAACCAAUCAGUUUCGUGUGCCACAGCCCCCUCACCCUCUCAGCAAGGUGUCGCCACCAAACCAGGCCUCGCAGCACUGGAGGAGGGACACACACAUGACCGACACACACCGUCUGCCUUGGUCAUACUCAGUGGGUGGUUUGGGUGACGAGGACUUCAACAUCCCACCCAUCACUCCCCCCACCCUGCCAGAGCACAUGCUGCCUCCCCAUCUCCCUCAUGAUUCCCCCUCUGGACCGUACCACCCUCUGGACCCUCCCUCCAACUCAGCUCCACACCACCUCUACCAGCUGCAGGGCAUGGAUCUGCCCGGCAUGCCUGGUAGCCAAGAUGGAGCAACUAUGUUGAACCAAGAUGGUGGCACCUUCAGCCCAGAUGGUGGCCCCAUGACCAGUACCCUGUCUGUGAUGCAGCAGAUGGUGAACUCCGAUUCUCGCUUCACCAGCAGCCAACAGCCAAUUGAAGCAGCUCUUGGACCCAGGAGCCAAUCGGGCAUGAGUCAGCAAAGUCAGUUGUCCACCAUCAACCAGUCUCAGAUAGGGCUGAGUGGGAACUCUGUUACCCAUAAUUCUCCUUCACCUCCAGAAAGUAAAUCCGCCACGCCAUCUCCCUCCAGUUCGGCACAUGAGGACGAGAACGAUGAUGGACUCAGGCAUGGUAGUGGAGCGGAGAAGCGUCCAGCAACGGUGGACAUCUCCAAGAAGCCGAAAACACCAAAGAAGAAGAAGCGAAAGGACCCCAAUGAGCCAGUGAAACCAGUGUCUGCCUAUGCCUUGUUCUUCAGGGACACCCAAGCCAACAUCAAGGCCCAGAACCCCAACGCCACCUUUGGGGAGGUGUCAAAGAUUGUGGCCUCCAUGUGGGAUGGUCUGGGAGAGGAACAGAAACAGGUGUACAAGAAGAAGACAGAGACGGCUAAGAAGGAGUAUCUGAAACAACUGGCUGCCUACAGAGCCAGCCUGGUCUCACAGAGUUACAAUGACCCAUCUGAAAUGAAGCUGCCCCACUCCUCGUCCUCCUCGUCCUCCUCUACCUCCAUGUUUACACCCAAACCUUCAGUCUACCCUGGUCACCCAGGCCAGCACCCUUCCUCCAGCUCACUCGCCCACCCUCACCAACUCCCUCCCUCCCAGCACCCGGGCAUGUACAUGCAGUACCCUCACCCGUCCCAUCCUUCCCACUCCUCAAGCCCGGGCCUCGGGCCCCACCUGUCCCCUCCUCACACCCAGAUGCACCCUCAGCUCCAGGCUCUGUCCUCCAGAGGGACCGUGCCACGUCCCAGCAUCCCCCACCAGGGGGGUCUGUCCCUUGGCAGCGUGGUGACAGCAUCCACCCCUCCUCUCCAGGUCACCCCUCCCCUCCACAGCCAGGCACACCUGGGAGGACUGCACAGUCCGCACCAUCAGCACCAGCAGCUCGGUGGACACUCAAUGGGAAUGAGUCACUCCCCUGCCAUCUCUCAGGGCUACCUCCCCUCCCUCCAGUCUGACUACCAGCCAAUAGGAGGAGGUAUGCUUAAUGGCGGAGCAGUGAUGUCAUCAUCAGUGGACUACCACCAGCUGGGCCGACACACACCAAAUCACCACCCCUCACUGGACUGGAGCACUGAUUACCAUGGCAACGGAGGAGCUCAGAGAGACAAAACUCUGUAUCUGAGCUAAUCUCAGGACGCACCUCAACCAAGCCCUUGAACUGCCACACCAUGUGAACCUCCAGCCUCACCUCUACAUGAACACAAGCCAGCCGAGUCCAGCCCUCUCCUGGGGGAGGGGGGUGCGCAACCAAGCAAAAGCUUAAGCAACAGGACAAAAGGACGCUGUUAGGAACUGUCAACAACAUCAAGUUAUUGGCUGAUUCUCCUGAUGGUUCACUGCAUAAGACACGCUAUGAUUUGAAUUGAAAAUGUGUGUACCAGUGAGGAGAGGUGGGCAGGUACUGCUCUGUGAACCACACUGAUAGAUGGACUGUAUAUACUCCAAAAAGGAUACUCUGUCCGAUUUCCUGUUAGCCCCUAAAAAUUUCAGAUCUAGUUUCUCAUUUUGUAAAAAUGGUGUUUACCAUCAUUUCCAAAAGGCUCCGAAGAGCAUGUGUAAAUUGCUGUAACAUAAUUUUAGUGCUGUCGAUUUAAAACCAACUGAUUUUUUUUUUUUUUGACCUCAUAUGUAUCCUUUGAGGACUAAAGCCAGAGGACCGCAGCACACAGGUGAAGGGUUAAUGACCAAAUACAACUGACUGUGUUUCCCCUCUGGUUCUUUAAUUGUAUGAAUACAAGCCUUUGGUUUGAUGCCGUAUGGACCGAGGUCCAACACACUGUCUGUGGAGACAAAAAAAAAAAAAACAAAGAACGUAAUGAGUCUGAGUCUGAAGAAGCAGAAGCAGUGGUGAGCGCAGUGAUGACUGAAUUCACACUGCUUUAUUCGGCUAACGACAAACACACGACAGAGGUGAACCAGAACCUGAAGCUGUUUGUUGGUGCCUCUUUAACCAAACGCUGACUGUGAAUAAUUGCUUCUGAUAAAAAGAACUUUCAUUGUUCUCUGGCAGUGAGGCUCAGAUCUGCAGGGUAGAAAUCCAAUGUAUUUUAGUCCUUGAAAUAAUGAAAUGUCAAACAGUUUUUUGUUUAAAAAAAAAAAAAAAAAAGGAACAAAAAUACUCCUUUGUAC